UGAGUGAGGGCAGAAAUGUCCAUUGAGAGUUUCAGCAUAAGACCAAAAGCAGGACUGUCUUACUUUUAAAAACACAAGCCAGAAAUUCAGCUGUGCGUUCAGCAUCGUAAUUCUCACUGAAGAAACCAGUGGUCUUAGUUAUUUGGCUAUACCAUUUCUUCACCCAUCCAUGUUCUUUACCAAGGCACACAGGACCAUGAGGACAUGAGCUUUCAUGGUUGCCACAUCGCCGUAAUGAGCAGCAAAGCCUUCUGCACUGUGUUAAUUGGACUUAUUUUAAGACUCAUGGUCUGUGAUGCAGAAUGUGAAAAUAAUUUUCAUAAAGACAUAACAACAUGUUUAUUUAAAGACCAUUGGAUUGCGGUCAAGAACUUCACACCUCCUGCUGAAUCUGAAAAGGACGAGCAUAUUUUACUCUCUGUCAUAAAUACUCUUUGUUCCACCUGGAAGCAGAAUGGAGAAAGACUUAAGAAUGAAUGUAGGAAUGAUGCAAGGAACUGCAUUGAUUGCCUUGAAAAAGUUAUGUGGACAUAUGAAAAAAUUCUGAAAGACUUUGAAAGGAUGAACAACGCAGACAAAACAGAAAAUAUUACCAAGUUUUGUGAGAACUAUACCUGCAAAGAUACCUAUACAACAUAUUUUAUCAGACCAAAUGACUUUGCGGACAUGUAUCAUAAAAUAUGCAACAAGACUAAAUCAUUGGCAGGUAGCAUCCCAGAGUGCCCAAAAAUACAGAAUUCUACAACUUGUUCCUGCAUUAUCAAGGGCACUUCAUCAUCAGAAGCCACCCAUACCACAAUACCAUCUACAAAGGAAAGCACUUCAUCAUCAGAAGCCACCCAUACCACAAUACCAUCUACAAAGGAAAGCACUUCAUCAUCAGAAGCCACCCAUACCACAAUACCAUCUACAAAGGAAAGCACUUCAUCAUCAGAAGCCACCCAUACCACAAUACCAUCUACAAAGGAAAGCACUUCAUCAUCAGAAGCCACCCAUACCACAAUACCAUCUACAAAGGAAAGCACUUCAUCAUCAGAAGCCACCCAUACCACAAUACCAUCUACAAAGGAAAGCACUUUAUCAUCAGAAGCCACCCAUACCACAAUAACAUCUACAAAUGAAACAAAUUAG
Electrophorus electricus (electric eel) is the source of this 1131-nucleotide messenger RNA. NCBI's taxonomy places the organism in Eukaryota, Metazoa, Chordata, Actinopteri, Gymnotiformes, Gymnotidae. The record is from RefSeq and is a predicted model, not a curated record.